Hyposmocoma kahamanoa is the source of this 1449-nucleotide messenger RNA. RefSeq lists its product as uncharacterized. Gene Ontology annotation, molecular function: zinc ion binding; K63-linked polyubiquitin modification-dependent protein binding; protein kinase C binding. The transcript has 11 exons. The record is from RefSeq and is a predicted model, not a curated record. Gene Ontology annotation, cellular component: aggresome; amphisome. NCBI's taxonomy places the organism in Eukaryota, Metazoa, Arthropoda, Insecta, Lepidoptera, Cosmopterigidae. Gene Ontology annotation, biological process: endosome organization; mitophagy; aggrephagy. Bases 274 to 1422 code for a protein of 382 amino acids.
GCCAACUCAAAUCAUUUAACAUUAUCCUGGCAUGGAUCCCAGGGCACGGCUACACACGAUUUCUUCACCCUAGCGCAUGACCACCUACUGAGAUCAUGGCAGGUCGGUUGGCAAAACACUAGAAACCGAGCAGAUCAACCCGCUUCGAGUCUCACAGACAGCAUAGAUUGCACAAGAAAUGAACACUGCUACUCCAGUAAACGGCAACAUGAAGACCAUACAUAUUAUAAAUCUUCACAUUUGGUGCAUGAACGACUAACUUCUGCCCAUGCUAUGUCAGUUGAAAUUCCCCAGCAAACAGCAGCCACAGAGAACAAUGAUGAUCCAUUGCAAUUCCAUGAAGAUACUCAAGCGGUGUCUGAUAUUGAAGAUACAAUUGAAGCUGAUGAUGACGGUCCAUUCUCAUGGCAGAAGAAUAUUGUUGUUCCCUGUGACAAAGAGGAGGUUACGAACCAUCAGAUUGACGACGACGUGCUAAUGUACGACCCAGAGCCAUAUUGCAGUCAUGCUGUACAGGACACAUUUUCAAAAGAAACAGACGAAGUACUGGAGGAGUUGAAGUGCAACCUUUGUGGAAACAUUAUAAAGGGUGGGUUCCGGUACUCGUGCGUCCAGUGCCCUGACUUCGACCUGUGCGGCGCGUGUGAGGCGAAUGGCGCGCACCGAAUGCACUACGUGCUCAGGUCGCCUGGCACCAAGGACGUCAGCGAAGUGCAACUGAUGCUGCGCCGGAUCCGCCAGACGCUAUUGACCGACUCCGUCGUCUCGCUUCGCGACCACCCCGGCGAGCUGAAGGACGAGGUGAAAGAGGAGAUUGAGGAGGGACCACAGCCCGGAAUAGAAGAUGACGACCCUCUCUCGGACCAUGAAGCAGCGGAAAUGACUUCGCAGGAGUUAAAUUUGGAAGAGUGCUCGGACACAGAAUCGAUGGAAUCCGAAGAAGACGAACCCCCCCAGAAGAGAACUGCACUCUCUCCACUCCAGUCCCUCGAAACAUCGACUACCUUCACGCAUGAAACUACACUAAGAUCUACGGCUAAAGAAAAUCGGAUUUUACUAGAAAUAAAUCCCCAGGAACAACAAAAGAAGUAUCUACCAGUUCCAAAUGAAACCAAAAAAACGCCAAUAAAUACACCAAUACAACAACUGAUAGUCAACGACAUACCAAAGGAGAAAUCUCUACCAUUAACGGGAUUAUUACAGCACAACAAUUCUGAGACACGUGUGAGCAUCCACACCUUCACUGGAAAACGGGUAUUAUUGCCAAGUAAUAUCAUCGACCAGGACAACACCAACAUUAUUGAUCCAAAAAAAGUUCAGUUAGUCGUAAAAGAAACCAAAUCAGAGCAAUUGAGAAUAAUCAAUUUGAAUCCAAGUGUAAGAAUAGAAAGACUUGAUGUACAUACAUUAAAUAAAUAUUAAAGUGGUAGACCAACCCACAUCAAUGCU